Molecule: messenger RNA, 375 nt
Organism: Anthostomella pinea
Lineage: Eukaryota; Fungi; Ascomycota; Sordariomycetes; Xylariales; Xylariaceae
Source: the annotation of a GenBank genome assembly
AUGCAUCCUAUUGCCCUUACGCUGCCCUCUUUAGCCUUGUUUGCCAAGUCGAGUGCUGCUCAAUCGACCGACACGUGGGGAAUAUGGUUCUUUUCCGACGGCUGUGUGAAGAGCACCGACGGCUAUAGCGGCACCCCUGGCACGCAAGACGAGACCCUGACCUGCAUGACCGCAGAGACUCAGGACGCGGACGGCAAGGUCGUGCCCGGGCCUUACACCAACAUCGUGACCUCGAACUUUGAGAGCCUUGGCAUGAAAGCGACGCUAUGGAACGACACCGGGUGUACGGAGCUCAUUGUCACGAUUGACACGGACGGGUGUCAGGUUGUACCGGAGAACAACCACAUCCUAGGCUUCAACAUCGGGCCGAAGUAG